Molecule: messenger RNA, 2750 nt
Organism: Echinops telfairi (small Madagascar hedgehog)
Lineage: Eukaryota; Metazoa; Chordata; Mammalia; Afrosoricida; Tenrecidae
Gene: ESYT3
Product: extended synaptotagmin 3
Exons: 21
Coding region: 1-2682 (893 amino acids)
Biological process (GO): lipid transport
Molecular function (GO): lipid binding
Source: RefSeq, a predicted model, not a curated record
AUGCCAGCGGAAGAGCCCUGCGCCCCCGGCGCCCCAGAUAUCUCGAGUGCCCCGCGGGGCCCGGGUGUCCCCGGAGGCCAGCGGACGCCCUGCCCGGAGCCGCGCCUGGCCAGCCAGUUGCUGCCCGAGCUCUACACGUUCGCGGCGCGCGUGCUCUUCUACCUGGCGCCCGUCUACCUCGCCGGCUACCUGGGGCUCAGCAUCACCUGGCUGCUGCUCGGCGCCUUGCUGUGGAUGUGGUGGCGUCGGAACCGCGACGGGAAGCUCGGGCGCCUGGCUGCCGCCUUCGAGUUCCUGGACAACGAGCGCCAGUUCAUCAGCCGCGAGCUGCUGGGCCAGCACCUGCCGGCCUGGAUCCACUUCCCGGACGUGGAGCGGGUCGAGUGGGCGAACAAGAUUAUCUCCCAGACUUGGCCCUAUCUGAGCAUGAUCAUGGAAAGCAAGUUCCGGGAGAAACUGGAGCCCAAGAUCCGGGAGAAGAGCACCCACCUGCGGAGCUUCACCUUCACCAAGCUCUACUUUGGACAGAAGGUCAGUGCUGCCGCAGAGGUCAGCCCGGACCUCUGCUGCGCCACCUCUCACCUGUCCCUAAGGACAGGGCAGCCAGGCAGCCACCUGACUGCACAUCCCUGCUUGAGCUUCCCCUCAGUCUGCGGAAUCCAGGUCUGCUACAUCGGGGACUGUGAGAUCAGCGUGGAGCUGCAGAAAAUACAGGCCGGUGUAAACGGGAUCCAGUUGCAGGGCACCCUGCGGAUCAUCCUAGAGCCCCUGCUGGUGGACAAACCCUUCGUGGGAGCUGUGACCGUGUUCUUCCUGCAGAAGCCGCACCUGCAGAUCAACUGGACGGGCCUCACCAACCUGCUGGAUGCACCCGGAAUCAAUGAGGUGUCAGACAGCCUACUGGAGGACCUCAUCGCUGCCCACCUGGUGCUGCCCAAUCGAGUGACUGUUCCCGUAAAGAAAGGACUGGACGUGACCAACCUGCGCUUCCCCCUGCCCUGUGGGGUGAUCAGAAUCCACUUGCUGGAGGCAGAAAACCUGGCCCAGAUGGACCACUUCCUGGGGAUCCGAGGCAAGUCAGACCCCUAUGCCAAGGUGAGCAUUGGCCUACAGCAGUUCCGGAGCAGGACCAUCUACAAGAACCUGAACCCCACUUGGAAUGAGGUGUUUGAGCUCCUAGUGCACGAAGUCCCUGGGCAGGACCUGGAGGUGGACCUGUAUGACGAGGACCCUGACAGGGAUGACUUCCUGGGCAGCCUGCAGAUCUGCCUCGGUGACGUGCUGACCAACAGAGUGGUAGAUGAGUGGUUCGCCCUCAAUGACACCACCAGCGGGCGGCUGCACCUGCGGCUGGAGUGGCUGUCACUGACCCCUGACCAGGACACUCUGGCCGAGGUCCCCGGGGGCCUGUCCACUGCCAUCCUCGUGGUCUUCCUAGAGAGCGCCUGCAACCUGCCGAAUAAGAGCGGCAGGGACCCUUCUUGCUACGCAAAGCUGUCCGUAGGUAAGAAGACACAGACAAGCAAGACGUGUCACCACAGCAAGGACCCCGUGUGGGGCCAAGUGUUCUCCUUUUUUGUGCACAACGUGGCGGCUGAGGAGCUACAUGUGAAGGUGCUGGAUGAUGACCAGGAGUAUGCUCUGGGAGUGCUGGAGUUCCCUCUGUGCCAGAUCCUCGCCUGUGCAGACCUCACCCUGGAGCAGCGCUUCCAGCUGGACCACUCGGGCCUGGACAGCCUCAUCUCCAUGAGGCUGGUGCUGCGGUUCCUGCGCAUUGAGGAACGGGAGCUGGGGAGCCCGUACACAGGAUCUGAAGCCCUGAAGAAGGGCCCUCUGUUUGUCAAGAAGGUGGCCACCAGCCAUGACCCUAGAGCCCCACCGCAGGGAGAGGCCCCUGAAGAGGUGUCAUGUCCCCCGGAUCCUGCUUCCGACACCAAGGAGACCUCUGAGAGCACCCUCACCAUCACCAGUGUUCCGACUGCAGCCCCCGAGCCCAUGCACCAAGAGACAGCCCCAAAGCCCAAAGGCAAGGACAGCGCCAGAGGGUUCUGUGAGCCCGCAAGAGAGAAGAAGAGUUCGACCACCAUCUUCCUGACUGUCCCAGGCGCCCACUCUCCAGGGCCCAUCAAGUCUCCCAGACCCAGGAAAUGCCCCGCUUCCCCAUUUGCAUGGCCCCCCUCGGGGCUGGCUCCCAGCAUGUCCUCCCUCAACUCCCUGGGCUCCUGCUUUGACCUGACAGAGAUCAGCCUCAACAUUGAAGGCGGGGGUCCCAGGGCACGGCGGCUGGGUGAGAUUCAGCUCACCGUGCGCUACGUCUGUCUGCGGCGCUGCCUCAGCGUGCUCGUCAACGGUUGCAGAAACCUGACGCCGUGUACCACCAGUGGAGCUGACCCCUACGUCCGGGUGUACCUGCUGCCGGAGAGGAGGUGGGCCAGUCGCAAGAGGACCUCAGUGAAGCGGAAGACCCUGGAGCCCCUGUUUGAUGAGACAUUUGAAUUCUUUGUUCCCAUGGAAGAAGUACAGAAAAGGUCACUAGAUGUCGCAGUGAAAAAUAGUAGACCCCUUGGCUCACACCGAAGAAAGGAGCUGGGCAAAGUGCUGAUUGACUUAUCUAAAGAAGAUUUGAUCCGGGGCUUUUCUCAGUGGUAUGCACUGACUCCAGACGGCAGGUCCGGAAGCUGAGGCUGAGCACCACCAGCACCUCUGUUCCUUUAUAUAGAAUGAGUAUGUGUGCAUUGUGUACCUUACAU